GAAGAGAGGGCGCCGAUGUAAGGAAGGAAGGCACCCGAGGUACCUAGGUAUCUCUACACACGUUACUUCGUAAACGAGCAGCCUUUGAUGGGUAGCAGAAGGUUUUAAUAUAUUAUUUCGCGUCAAUCUCCUCUGCAUGCUGCAAUAAGCUCGACUUGAAAGAACGACUCUACUAGGAGAUCAGCUGGGGCAUGUUUCAACAACCCGGCGAACAGAAACGAUGAAAACAUGUACACGAUGACGAUAUCUGUGAGGCCGCUGAGGCGGACAUGCUGCUCAAGACCCUCGAUUAUUGGUCGGGGAUUAUUCUCUUCUUCCUCCAGGCAGCUCGCUCCGAAUGGAACUGUUGCAGGAAGCAAUGAGAGCAAGCCACUAGACACUGGCUCCCGCGCUUUGAAUGCAUCAUUUGACGAGGGACAAAUUUCACGCCUAGCAAGGAAGCAUCUCCACAACCUCAAUCUUGCCGACCUUGUCAAACAUGGCAGACCACCGCUCUCGGAGGAGGCCCUCCUCCAAUCAGCCAACUUCACGCUGAGUUUGCUCCCAAUUCGAUUGGCACAUCGACUUCAAGCCCUCCGCAACCUGCCGUAUAUUGUAGUGUCGAACCCGAACAUUCGAACGAUAUAUAACAACUAUCAACGUUCCUUAGAGACCCUACUGCCUUGGGAGGAGCGCGGUGGCAUAAAUACCCUGGGGGAGGAGGUUGAAUUCACAGAAGUGCUCGCCCAACUGGUUCGCACACACGCCGAUACUAUACCAAUCCUCGCCCGCGGCUUCUUGGAGUGUCGCCGUUACGUGAGCCCUCAAGACGUCACGGCAUUUCUCGAUGCCCAUCUACGCGCCCGCAUCGGUACACGUCUGGUGGCCGAGCAGCACAUUGCGCUACACUACUCCUCACAGCCACAUUUCGAUCCGGCCGCGAGCCCCGUCCCAUGCCCCGAGGAGCCUUCGUUUGUGGGUGUCAUUGACACAGCACUAAAGCCUGUCGAUAUUCUCGACCAUUGUGGCGGUGCCGUCGCUGAGAUAUGUGAGCUGCGCUACGGUGUUCGUCCGGAAUGGGUAGUCAAUGGUUCGCCAGACACUACAUUUGCAUACGUUCCCAUGCACUUGCAUUACAUCCUCACGGAACUACUGAAAAAUGCUUUCCGUGCCACGGUUGAAAACAAUAUGAGCCGAGAGCCCAUCGAGGUCACCAUCGCUCCUGCUUUGCCUCUGGAUGAUGGCCGUGGCCUGCGUCUCAAACCACCAUCCGUCUCGCGCGGUGUCUUCCGUUCCGAUGCAAUACAGCCUCUAGACGACAACGCACCUGGUGUGACUAUUCGGAUACGCGAUCGUGGUGGUGGUAUUGCGCCCGAGGUUCAACCCAAUAUCUGGUCGUAUAGCUACACGACAUUUUUCGACCAGGACGAUAGCUUGCCUGGAGGGGCCGGCGGAAGUGGGGGUGGGAGCACAGGCGACUUUGCGCUCAAUAUAAUUUCGAGCGCGAGCAACGGUCGCAGCUCUAUUGCUGGGCUAGGCUACGGGCUACCGCUCAGUCGUGCUUACGCUGAGUAUUUUGGGGGCGGCAUCGACGUUCAAAGCCUACACGGCUGGGGUACUGAUGUCUAUCUACGACUUAAUGGGGUCGGACGACUGGAGAAUAUUUCCAGACCUCCGAAGGCCUGAGUGGUUGCUUGGUCGAGGACAUUGAAGUCCCAAGCUCGCGGGUCUUGUGGAUGAAACGGACUUCUUUGUCACGCCUCAGAUCAAACUAGCAUACCAUUCCUUAUUUUGAAGCGGAUGAGCAGUUAUCUCAUGACAGCGGGAUGACUACGUAUUCUACACUCAGCUAUGAUGCCAUUUUACGGUCAGUUACAGAUCGACUGCUUCAGAUCCUAUCAGCAAAGUUGUGCGUUACACUUGAAGUUGAUUAUUUUCGGGAUGGACUUUGUAUGAUCAAGGUUCUGGUGUCGAUUUUGGUGAAGGCGAUGCAGUUAUCUACCUCCCCUGCCUAGGUAUUGCGAGAAGAAACAACUCGUGUUGGCUCUGCGCAAAAGGGUCGUGGAACAGCGCAUCCUUCUUUAUUAGGUUCUGGGAUCGAAAAUAGUUACCACGGGCCGGAUUACAUAUGUAUGAUCGCCCGAGUGGAUAUUCCCAUGGUGUCCAGAGAGCAGAUCGGGAAUAAUCAAAGCGGAAACGAAAGCUCUACAUACUCCAAAUAGCGCUGGCCCAUAGACUUAUUGAACUUGUAUCCCAAGGAGCGUGUCUGCAUUCAAUUGGUAGAGCACGCUGUUUGAAAUACAAAAGGUUGGUCAGAUGCAGCCAACAUACCGCGCGUUGGGUCCAGAACAGGGAACUAUGGAUACCGUAAGAUACGGUAAGGUUAGAUACUUACGUACCUAGGUAUUGCUGUACCGGUAGAACUGUGUUCAAUAAUGGAAGUUAAAUUACAGGGCCCUCAAUCACAGUAACCGCUUGACUUGGGAGUGGGUCGCUAUGGGUCUUACACGGGACUGGCGUUCCGGCCAAGACGCCUCAGCUCUAUCUGACAG
Messenger RNA from Pyricularia oryzae 70-15, 2531 nucleotides. RefSeq lists its product as uncharacterized. NCBI's taxonomy places the organism in Eukaryota, Fungi, Ascomycota, Sordariomycetes, Magnaporthales, Pyriculariaceae. Gene Ontology annotation, biological process: protein phosphorylation; regulation of glucose metabolic process. Bases 229 to 1665 code for a protein of 478 amino acids. The transcript is spliced from 3 exons. Gene Ontology annotation, cellular component: mitochondrion. Gene Ontology annotation, molecular function: pyruvate dehydrogenase (acetyl-transferring) kinase activity. The record is from RefSeq and is a predicted model, not a curated record.